AUGUUGAAGAUGUGUGUUGCAUUGUUCAGGUUCGUUAAGCAUAAGAACCAGGAUUCUGGUAACAAGAAAGAUGUGCGAGGAGCUCCCAUGUCAGUUGACUUCUCGCAAUCAAGGGAUAUAUAUGUGAGGAUAGUUCAUGCAGGUGGGAAAGAGGAACUGUAUCGAAAUGUUGUUCCUGUAUCUCACCUGAUGAAAAAACAUCCAGGGAUGUGUAUUACACGUACCGAAGUUUUUACGAAUCCUGAUGAGUCCCUUUUACGUCCUGGAGAUCGCCUGUUGCCUGGCCAAAAGUAUUACAUUAUCCCAUCCUCUACAGUCCAAAAACUGAAGAGUAGACACCGAAAGAAGCUUCAGGUCAAACGAGCAGCUGAAGGCAGAGAGGAAAGGCCAGAUGCAAGGAUCACUAGGGAUAUAUCUGGAGAAAACUUGGAGGAAUCUGUUUAUUCAGCAAAAGACUUCUAUGUUGCCAAGCCUUCCAAGGCAUCUAAAGUUCCAAAGGAGAAAGAGUCGAAACAUUCAGGGCGGAAAGGUAGAGGGGUGAAGAAGCCUUUUGUACCCCCACUCCCGAGGGCAUCGAUGUUGCGCGAAUCAGGUUGGGAACCCAGUUUAACUUCUAUUCAAGAACUUUCUCCAUGACUUUUUUCUACCUCAAGCUUCUGUUCACCCUCCUGUUCGGGUAACAUGCUUGUUAUUUCCUUUAGAUGCUUGUAAGGGAAGUAUAUUAACUUGAAUAAAUCAAAAACAUGCAUUUCC
Messenger RNA from Hibiscus syriacus, 753 nucleotides. RefSeq lists its product as uncharacterized. Lineage: Eukaryota; Viridiplantae; Streptophyta; Magnoliopsida; Malvales; Malvaceae. The record is from RefSeq and is a predicted model, not a curated record. The transcript has a single exon. The coding region runs from base 1 to 636 and encodes 211 amino acids.